CGGCGGCGCCCCCUGGCGGGCGGUGCGGGCCGGGCCGGCAUGGAGGCCAUCUGGCUCUACCAGUUCCGCCUCAUCGUCAUCGGCGACUCCACCGUGGGCAAGUCCUGCCUCAUCCGCCGCUUCACCGAGGGCCGCUUCGCCCAGGUGUCCGACCCCACGGUGGGCGUGGAUUUCUUCUCCCGCCUCGUGGAGAUCGAGCCGGGCAAGCGCAUCAAGCUGCAGAUCUGGGACACGGCCGGGCAGGAGCGCUUCAGAUCCAUCACCAGAGCCUACUACAGGAACUCAGUAGGCGGCCUCCUCUUAUUUGACAUUACAAACCGCAGGUCCUUCCAGAACGUCCAUGAGUGGCUAGAAGAGACAAAGGUGCAUGUCCAGCCCUACCAGAUUGUCUUUGUCUUGGUAGGUCACAAAUGUGAUCUUGACACACAGCGGCAAGUUACCAGGCAUGAGGCCGAGAAACUAGCUGCUGCAUAUGGUAUGAGAUACAUUGAGACCUCAGCUCGGGAUGCCAUUAAUGUGGAGAAGGCCUUCACCGACCUGACUCGAGAUAUUUAUGAGCUUGUUAAAAAGGGGGAGAUUUCAAUCCAGGAGGGCUGGGAAGGGGUAAAGAGUGGGUUUGUACCAAAUGUAGUACACUCCUCGGAAGAGGUGGUGAAAUCAGAUAGGAGGUGCUUGUGCUAAUCACGUCUAGUGAGAAAAGCUAUGAUGAACUCUACUAACCAAACAUACUCUACUAAGUGAACUCCGUGUGACAGAAGGGGUGUAAUGCUAGUGUGGUGAACAUGUUGUUUUGGACACUAGAGGAACAGAACCAGAAAAACAAUGUUCCGUUCCAAAUAACCUUCCAGAAUCGGGGGGGGGGAGGCUACAAACUUACAUGAGAAUGAACAAGGAUGCAUGAUUACGUUGUAGGAGAUGGGAGGCAUAAGAGCAAGCUGAUCUGAACCAGGUGGUACGCACCAGGGAAUUUUACAUGUCCUGUUUUAAGUAAAUCUAUAGUUAUACACUGCGUGCUGAAGCCACAGUAUGAAUAGUCUAUUAGUAUGAGACAUGCGUGUAGAAAAAGAGAAUGAGAAUGUUGGUGUCAACAGUUAUUUCCAGAAAAACGAGAAUGCAGCAUGGUUACCCCUCAUGAACAAUGCUUCAGUUGUUAGCUCAAAAGGAAACCGUUUUUCAGAUGUGGCAUGCACAUUUCUGGUGUUUAAUGUUCUUGUACCUAAAAACCUGUAGUAAAAACUCACUGGUAUUAAAAGAGGAAACUAAGGGUUGUUUUAUUGGUAACUAAAACUUAAUCACCACCUGUCCUUAUGGGGUUAUUAGUCUUACCACACCUGGCCGAGACUCUUGACAGUAAAAUCCAGCAUAAUGGUUCCAGUUAGGAUUGAGGUACGAAUUUAAAUAUUAAAUAUAAUCUAGCUAGAUGAUUGUACUGGAGAUACCUCUGAUUCAGCGAUUUCCAGUGUAAUUAACAGAUUAGGAACAUAAAGCUUCUCAAGUGUGUCCCGCCAUCCUGUAUUUCACAGACAGGUCAUCACCACCAGGAACCAGCUGUCAGAUGGGGAAACACUGCUGUUUCUGUCUGCAGUGCUGGGUUGUGAAAAUCCCUCCUACUGCUAAGCCCCUUUAAGCUCCACUUACUAGGAAAAUGGAACAAACGCAUGAACAUUCCAGAGCAUAAAUUAAACGCAUCAAACACCCAGAAAGGUGAGUAUUUUUUAAAGAAUAGUGCUAAAACAGAGCAGCCACUGGCAACCUAUUCUGGUCCCUAAGUGUCAUUUUCCUUAUUGGAAGGACCUGGAGGGAGGAGCAUAAGAAUAAACACCUGAGUUGGUAGAAAGGCCAGAGAAGGCCAAGAGGGAAUAUUUUCUCCUCUUUGAAUCCAGUCAUAUCCAUCUCAGGUAGAAUCUGAUGAUUAGGUAGCUGCAUUACACAGGCUCUAACUAGGCAUUUAUUUUCUGGGAACAGCAUCCAUCAUUUGAACUUUACUUCCUCUAAGUAUCAAAGUAAGCUUUUGAAAUGUAGCAUGAUAACCAUGCACCUGAAUUGUACCUAGGGGCAUCAGUUUAUUAGCAGAACUUACAGUGAGAUUUAUUCAAGUUUGCAAACUUUACAAGCCAAACUGUUAAAGGCCUGGAGGGUUAGGUAAACCAUAUAGGCGUGUCGAGUGUUUGAAUGCAGGCCUCUUAGUAGACAAGUAUUCCUAAUUGCUUUUCUAAGGUAACAUGUUCCAUAAGAGUAUGCUUUUUUGGUUGUUAACAAGUUGAACCAAUCUCUCUUCAGAUCUGUUUCUGUAUUUUGUACCAUUUGGCCAGGACACUGGAUCAUAAAAAUAAUCACAGCCUAGGUAUAAAAGCUGUACAUGAAGACAAGUAAUAUUUUACUUUUAUACUUUCUGGUACCAGUUCUAGUUCAUUGCUUUUGUUGCCAAUAAAUUACCACCUGCUGAGCAGAGAAAGGGAUAGUGGAAAAAAUGGGUACCAGCAGGAGAGAUAAUGCUGCAGCUUUUAACUUUGAAGCCCAAUGGUCAACCUUGCUUAGCUCAUAAAUGUGCUGAAUUUGCUGACCUCAUGCUACAGGUCUGUCAGACUCCUUCCAUUGAUUUGAAUGGAUGUUGCAUUGGGCCCACAGUCUGCAGAGGGCAUUUUGAAACCCCCUUCUGGAAUGGCAUACAUUUGGCAGGAUUGGGAAUGAGGAGAGAGCUAGAAUAGUAUGAGCCACGUGUCCACAACUUACAUUGACACCAAUUGGAGCUGAGGGCUAUUGGCAGAAUUGUGCAGAGACCUGCUCGGCACUUCUUCGGACUCAGAACAGAGCCACCAGUCUCUAACUUUGGUAGACACAAAGGUCAGGUUGACAUACUUCCAUUCAUCAAAUAAAAAAAUAUGCCAAACCACUGUUUUGACCAUUCCAAGUCUGGGCCAGUUCUACAGUUGUCUCUGAUAUUCUUGUUGAGGAGAAUGAGUCUUAAAUAAUAUUUUUUGGACACAGAAGGAAGUAAAACUAGUAGGGUUCAGGUAUCACCAGAUUCUCCUAAGCCAGCACAGCAGGGACCUGGCUGAUGGGGAAAGUGAUGGAGUUUUUCAUUGCAUUUGCUCUUUUUUACUGUAAUGAAAAACUGCAUUUCAUUUAGUGGGCAUAGGGGUUUUGUUUGUUUGUUUUUCUAAGGCAAAAAGUCAUAAGGAAUUUUAUUCAGGCCUUAAGAGUAAAUGUUGAAUUUAUCGGAGAAGUAUUGUAGUUCUAAAAAAGGUGCAGUAUGAAAACAUUCUACACCAUCUUAACUUACUUAAAAGGAUUAAAACAAAAGAAAAAUGGUUAUAUUAAAUAAGAGAGAUCAUUAUAUACAUCUUUUUUCUAAUUCUACAUUUUCUAGGCAGCUUAUAAAAACAUAAGCAAUGUAGAGUCAUCUGUACAAAGUUUGGAGUUUCUUUUCUAAGAUGAAAAAAACUUAUAGGCUACGAUAAGCAUUCUUUUCUAAGAACUGAUUUUAAUGCUUUGACUAUGGCAAGAGGUAUUGGAGAAACUGGAAAGCAAAACUUUCAAAGGAUAAAGUUUCAGGACCUCUUUUACUCUAGGGGAAGUCAGUCGAACAAAAACAGACUUUCUGUGGUCCAGAUCACAGGUUAAAAACAAUCUGCAUGUUAGAUUGGAAUUGCUCAGAACCUCCAGAAUAAAAGUAUACUGUACACUUUUCCUAGCUUUCUGUUAUGCACUGUAAUGAAAUGUGAAAAAAAUGCUGUAUUUAGCUGUAUGUGAAUGAAAACAUGCUUGUAUUUAGCAAAAUGGUUAAUAUGUGAUUAUGUGAAAUUCAAAACUUGUAAAGAAACUCUUUGUGGUUUUUCCUUCCCCCAUUCUUCAUCAGUAAGCCAUUUAGUAACUGUAUUACUUCUUACAGCUACCAUGACUGAAAACCCAAUACAAGGUAGAUCAAUAAUAAACAACACACAGUCUGUUUACAA
Gavialis gangeticus (Gharial) is the source of this 3956-nucleotide messenger RNA. RefSeq names its product RAB39B, member RAS oncogene family (gene RAB39B). Bases 40 to 681 code for a protein of 213 amino acids. The record is from RefSeq and is a predicted model, not a curated record. Gene Ontology annotation, molecular function: GTPase activity; GTP binding. Gene Ontology annotation, biological process: Rab protein signal transduction. The transcript is spliced from 3 exons. Gene Ontology annotation, cellular component: Golgi membrane. NCBI's taxonomy places the organism in Eukaryota, Metazoa, Chordata, Crocodylia, Gavialidae.